Messenger RNA from Coccidioides immitis RS, 1633 nucleotides. RefSeq names its product alpha/beta hydrolase fold protein. The coding region runs from base 566 to 1633 and encodes 355 amino acids. The record is from RefSeq and is a predicted model, not a curated record. The transcript is spliced from 4 exons. Gene Ontology annotation, molecular function: hydrolase activity. Lineage: Eukaryota; Fungi; Ascomycota; Eurotiomycetes; Onygenales; Onygenaceae.
UCAUAUUUCCCCGGCUCCGGAGUACAGGGCAACAAAUGCUGGUUACACGGCAGGAUACGGUCAGGGUUCCCUUGGUCUACGCAUGUCACUCUCGGUGACAUCCAGCGUAGGUGGCGCCCAGUGCGAGCUCCCCUUGGAAGGCUUGGGUUUUGAUCGCAGCCAGUUUUGUUUGUUGUCGUAUCUCGGCUAUCCAGCUAGGCGGCCCCUCUGGGUGAAAGAGUCUCGGCCCCAAAAAUGAUGGGUGUUUUUGGGAAAGAUUCUACUUGGCUCCCUCUUGGAACCAAUUUCCGGAGUCACAUCCCUUUGUAAAUACCGAAAUGAGCGGAUCCAUGCUCAUGGCGCUAUUAUCAUUGCGGGGGAGCGCUUAAAGAGCACUUUCGUCGUUUAAUGCAGAAGAUGGGCCUCUUUCUUCCUUCUUCUGACCUAUUGCUUUCUCUUACUUGCCCGUUGACGAAAGAAACCAUCUUUGAUAGAUAUCUUAUUCCUUGGUCAAGAAUUACCACCUUAUUUGGCUUACGCGGACAUAGGCCACCGGGAAUUAACUAACUAGCUACAAAAAGUCGCCAUGGCUAACACUUUUCCUCCGAAGCUCACUGUGCUCGAGAAGCUUGAUUUGAUCCCUGCAAACAUUUCUCUCGUCGCAACCGCGAUCUACGCAGCCAUUACUGGUAUAUUCCGAGGGCAAAAAGGGGCCAAGUCGUAUAUGAAACACAUUAACUAUGCUGUUAUUCGCAAGAUGUUGCAGCGGCUUUCCACUAGACAAAAUCAAGCAACAAAUCCUUCAACAAGUGGUGCUUAUGAAAUAUUUGCGAGGCAGAACAAGAUCGAAGCCCAAACCGUGCAAUUAAAUUAUGGUGGCUUGGGCCAUUGGCUUGGGAAUAAGGAUGCAAAAAAUGUCCUUGUCUAUUAUCAUGGCGGUGGAUUUGCCAUCUCAGCCGGUACCGCAUACUUUCAGGUAUUAAAGGGAAUAAUGGAGGAGCUCAACGCUGCAGGGAAAGAUAUUGCUAUCUUUGUACUCACGUAUACUCUCGCACCACAUGCCGUAUACCCAACACAGGUGAAACAAGCGGUUGAAGCCCUCCGCCACGUCAUUCAAGCAGGCCACGAUCCUUCAAAUGUUGUCAUCGGAGGUGAUUCUGCUGGUGGAAAUCUCACACUCGCGGUCCUCUCCCACAUCUCACACCCGCAUAAGGAUAUUAAGCCGCUGGAAAUCUCAUGUCCGCUAGCUGGUGCAUUCACGAUUGCCCCGUGGGUUUCAUUUUCCCAGGAUUUCCCUUCCGUUAAGGAGAAUGCGCUUAAGGACAUCAUCAUGCCUGAGCUUGCCGAAAGAUGGAGCUCAAGUUACCUUGCAGGCCAAGAGACAGACAAUUAUAACCAGCCACUUCUUGCCCCAGCGGAAUGGUGGAAGGACAUCAAGGCAAGAGAUUUACUCAUCGUUGCGGGCUCUGACGAAAUCCUGCUUUCUUGUAUCGAGGAAUUUGUUGAGAAGUUGAAGUCUGUGCUUCCAAAUGUCACAUAUAUUGUUGGCCAAGAUGAACCUCACGUCGCACCUUUCAUUUACCUAAUGCUCGGCGACAAAUCUACAACCCAGCAAGACGGUGGAUUGCGGACGUGGCUCUCGUCGCGUCUCUAA